AUUUCUUUUACCGCCGCAGCGAAAGGCGUAUGUUUUCUAAUAUUUUUGUCAACAUCAAGUUUUUCUAGUGUAGCGAAACAUCUGAGACUUCCGAUACACAUUUAUGAUUGGCUGUUACCAAUAAUUUAUUGUUGGAGGAAACUUAAUAAGCAAGUAAGAGGUGAAAGCGUUAUCACAGAACACGCUGAUAUUUCCCAGUACAGCACUGCUCAACUGAACUAUUGGAUUUCCUGUCAAUCACAAGCUUGUUACUGUUCAUAAUGAAGGAUAUUUAUCAGUUAACAUCUUAGGAAAACUUAUCUACGUCUAAAAUGAUAAAUAGGAUUAUAUUUUACGGCACUAUUAAUAUUAAAUAAAUAACUUGGAAAUAAAAGUGCAACUACUUUCCUCUAUUCUAAUUACUGAUGCAAUUUUGCAAGAGAGUAUUUAUUAUAAGUAAUCUAUGAUAAAUGCAUGUCAUGUAUGUGUUCGACAGUCCUCGAAGUAAUGUAAGAGUAAAUUGUUACAAACUGUCUUAAAAUGGUGUUUAAUAUUUGCAUUCAAUAGUACUUUUACAUUAAAUUUGCAAACCGGAAUUAAAGUGGCGAUGUCAGAAAAUUCAACAGCCUCGGGCCUUAAUACAACGGGCAUAAUUCUUCGAGAAGCUCCAAUCUUUGAUGAAUUGAAUUUAAUAAGUGUCCUUGUAAAGGGAACAAUGUUUAUAGUUUCAUUGUUUGGAAACUUAUCAACUAUCGUACAGAUGUACAGGAUGAGAAGAAGAAAAUCGACCAUAAACACAUUAAUAAUAAACCUAGCAACAGCUGAUCUUUUAGUAACAUUUUUCUGUAUGGGAUCAGACGCUAUAUGGCAAUCCACCGUCCAGUGGUAUGCUGGUGAUUUUAUGUGUAAAGCAGUCAAGUUUGCUCAAGUCUUUGCUUUCAAUCUGUCAACAUACGUCACGGUUGUGAUAAGUUUAGAUAGAUGUUUUGCAAUCAUGGAUCCUAUCAGUAGAAACAGGGCUCCGAAAAGAGUUAAAAUUAUGAUAAUAGUGUCUUGGUGUUUGUGUGCGCUUUUCAGCAUUCCACAGAUUCUCAUAUUCAAAGUGGUGAAAGGACCAUUUAAAACGAAUUUUGUACAGUGCGUGGAUGUAGGAUACCUAGAGGUGGCAUGGAGCAAACGUGUAUACAGUAUCGUCUCCCUGCUUUUUAGUUUUGUCAUUCCACUCCUUAUCAUGGGUAUAGCAUAUGGCCUUAUAUCAGGUACCAUCACGAGGAAAUCUAGAGAUUUUAGAGAACCCGAAGAAAGUUCAAUUACAUCCGAGCACUGUCAAUUUCGAGGUCAAGUACGAAGUCAUCUGUUCAGAAAAGCCAAGAGAAAAGCACUGCGGAUGUCUAUCGUAAUAGUUGCAGCCUUUAUUAUAUGCUGGACGCCAUAUUACGUUGUAUUUAUGUACACAACAUUCCUAGAACUACCAGAGUUCUCAAGAAAGACCCUGUUGGCACUGUCGUUUAUUGGAUUGUCCAACAGUCUACUCAAUCCGAUGAUAUACGGGGCAUUUCAUCUCUGCAAGGUGCAUAGUCCAAGGUGCUGGAGAAGAAAAGAAUGGCCAAGCUACUCGCUCCGCACGAAGCGCAGCGUGCGACACGCAAUCAACGAGGACCAUAUUGUUGUCGUGAAACACAAGAAUGUCGUCGUACUGUGCCCAGACGGUGGAGAGAUACCCAACAAAGAUAAAAUCAAGCAACAGUGUUUAAUCGUGUUGUAUAAGGUGAAUUCAAGUACCAAAGAUAAAGAAAACGUUAAUAUGUUAGAAUCUACAUCGAGUGGAUAGUAUAUAUUUAUAUUGAUUACAUUAAUCAACGAAGAACCAAAGGACGUUUCAGCGCGAGUUACACAUUUUCCUUUCCUAUGAUAUAUUGUACAUAUUAUUGAUAUUGGUUGUUUGAUGGGUAUGAAUAAAUGAAGUAUAUGGAAACGUAAAACUUCUUUCUUU
Mercenaria mercenaria is the source of this 1972-nucleotide messenger RNA. RefSeq names its product gonadotropin-releasing hormone receptor-like. Gene Ontology annotation, molecular function: peptide binding; G protein-coupled receptor activity. Gene Ontology annotation, biological process: G protein-coupled receptor signaling pathway. Gene Ontology annotation, cellular component: membrane. The record is from RefSeq and is a predicted model, not a curated record. Bases 587 to 1810 code for a protein of 407 amino acids. Lineage: Eukaryota; Metazoa; Mollusca; Bivalvia; Venerida; Veneridae. The transcript is spliced from 4 exons.